CUAUAUCCUCCCUGCCUGCCGCCAUCAUGGCUGCCUGUUUGGACGCAAACAGCUGCGAUGAUCUCGGAGCGUAGCCUUGUUGGCCUCAGCAAAGCGGACAAAAACUGAGGCAUCAUGGAUUGGACGGCAAGAUAUGUCCUGGCGUUAUCAGCGCUGAUCUUCCUACCACUGCUCGAAGCCUACUGCCCCCGUCUGGCGCCUGACGUCAUAAGUGGGAAGAUUAUUCCGUGCCGCUAUUUAUGCAUCAGGAUCAACUUCUUCGAGUUGCCCUCAAUCAUCCUUUCAACAGAGCGGGAUGGAGUCCUUUGUUCGACGCUCCUGUUACGCCGGCGCGGAGUCUGCAAGAACGGAGGCUGCUAUCCUUUUGAAUCUGAAGAUCAAAAGCGCAGGGGAAUGUUCCGAAGAGUAAUCACCAACAUCGACAAGUUCGCCUCGGGUUCCUACAAGAAACCCGUCGAUAAACCAGGUGCGCAGUCUGGACCCAUCGUGUCCGUCAUUCCUUCCCUGUUCGGCGGCCGUUCGAAGGACACCGCUAACGGCACGUCACCGCCUGCGAGCGGCCUCCCGCCCAGCUCACCAUCCUUACCAUCCGUAAGUGCCGGCACGAGCUCCUUGGUCAAAUCAGUGGGCACUACACUCACGAGUAUCUGGGCGCACGCCUUUCCCCUUAAUCUCAAGGCCGGACCUCCAAGGCGGCCUACCGCAGCCAAUACAGCACCUUCAAGCACACCACAGCAGGCACCAGGCGGAAUUACAGCCGCUAGUAGUGAUAGAACAAGCGUUGUCAGUACUAGUGGAGGACCACCAAUUCCGCCACCAUUGCCAGCAGAGGGAAGCCCGGCCACAGGCACGUCUCGUGGGCCGAAGAUUUUUGGGCAAAUUCCAGGACUGUCGUCAGCAUUAGCCUUCCGCAGCACAUUAAUGAAGCUGCGAGGCAAAGGCUCGGCAUCAGGUGCUCCCACAGGGAGUCCUGUUUCACCCGUAGCUGAAAUAAACGCGGUAGAAGCGGGGAGUAUCAAGGAAGGAGUGCCUGGAGCAUCAGGUGGAACGUCGGGAACAAAUGCAGUCGAGACUGGUGGAGGUCUGCCAGCGGCGGUGCCUCCAGCGUCACUAGGUAGCAACGACGCAAGGCCGACUUCAGCGUUGCCACAAGGAGCGGUGUCAGGACUUUUGUCAACAAUAGGAUUAGGUGGAACGCUAGCGACAAUUCAAGGUGAGAAUACGAGACCAGGUCUUCUAGGGCGUUUAAUCUCUUCCGCAACGCCGACGAACGUCCGAAAUGCAGCGAGUAUCAGCGAUGCAACGUCUGGUAGCGUAGGCGGAAUGUCUCAACCAAAUGCUAACAUUGUGAGAGGCCCACCGCUAGGCUCUACAGUGACGACACAGGGCAGCGGCAACAUAAACAUGACAUCAGGGCCAUCUCCGGGGUUAGGAUCGUCUCUACAGAUAUCAAGACUUCGGACAACAGCAGCGUUAAGGAAUGCUAUAAAUAAAUGGAAACAUAGAAAUCCUGCGUCCAAUGCUGCACCACGGAUUCCCAGUUCUCCCGCAGUUCAAAGUACGGCGGUAAAGAAUACAGGAAUGUCCGAAGCAACAAGUAGUAUACCACAGGCGAAUACUCCCGCUCCUCAUCGAGCAGUGCCAACUAUGCCAUCACUAACGGCACCACGCACCAGUAACGAAGUACCGGCUUCAGUGACGCAACAAGGGGGGAGGUCAGCCGGAAUAAUAUCGGGACUUUCGUCGGCAAUAGGAAUAGGGGGAAUACUAAGCACAUCGCGCGGAAGGAAUGCGGGAUCAAGUACGGUACCGAAGAGUACCAACACUUCCGCGUCUGAAAUAAAUGCGGGAAACGCAAGGAGCAAUAAUGAACUUUCCGUAACAGCAGGUUCAGUCGCUGGAACAAAUACAAAUCAUGCAACGAGUCCAUCAAAUCCCACGCCCGUGACGACACCGGGCCGCAGCGGUAACGAAAACGCGGCUUCAGGGGCACCUCGUGUGACAUUAUCACAAGGAGCAACGUCAGAACGUAGUACAGUAGUGGCAGUAAACAAAACCAUUAAUGAACCUGAAGAUGCAAAGACUCGCUCGGACGUUGCUCCAGCGAAUCCAAGUUUCCCUGAAGCUGCCACUGGUUUAGUAAAUCCGUCGGUAGCGCCUAUAUCGCCUAGAGCACCAAGCGGGGCUCUACGAGCACCAGGCGUCGAGAUCAUUGGACGGCCUGCAUCGGUUUCCCACUUAACGGCGCCGGAGACACCACGAGAGCCGCAUGCACCCAGGGUGUCUUCGCUGAUGCCCGGAGGCGCGGUGACCCCAUCUGCAAUGCAUCCAGUUCCGGAGUCAUCUAGUUCUGUUGGGUCAUCUAAAGCAACAGGGUCGAUCCUAAACAAAACGCCGCAUGAGACUCCUAGUGCUUCAUCCGCUGAAGGCGAAGCACUGAAACAACCUGCAAACGCUACAGCGAGUUUAGGCCCUUCAGCAGGAGGCGAGGGAGGCGCGGGCACAAGCACUGUGAGCACAGCAACAAGUGGCACAGAGGAAACAUUGUCGCGAGCACCAAGCGUAAAUGUAGCAUUACCGCCCGACAACGCACUGCCAGCUUCGAAACCCGAGGAAAUACCCGCGACAGUCAGCGAAACGGAAGGAAGAUCAACAUUAUUAUCAAGGCUACAAAAUGUCCGCGCAGCUGUCACUUCCCCGGUGACCGGUGGCGCCGAAGCAUCUAGAACAUUUGUUCGCAAUUUGUUCGGCAUGGGGAUGCGGCGCAGACUGACCAGCUAAUGCUAUCGUGCAAUACGUGAAAACAUUGAAAUAAAUUGAUCCGGCGUCUCGAUGGGAGCUCAUUGAACCAGAAGUUGAGAAUCGAUUCGUGUCUCUGACACCAUUCGAUUUUAAUUCGCACAGAUCUGGUAAAACUUUUACCUUGUACAAAGCACAGUUUUAUUAUAUUAGCUUUGUGAGUUGAAACGGCGGAUAUAUAGCUUCAACUGUUAAUAAAUGCCUCUUUAUAUAA
Molecule: messenger RNA, 3013 nt
Organism: Rhipicephalus sanguineus (brown dog tick)
Lineage: Eukaryota; Metazoa; Arthropoda; Arachnida; Ixodida; Ixodidae
Product: nascent polypeptide-associated complex subunit alpha, muscle-specific form
Exons: 4
Coding region: 115-2781 (888 amino acids)
Source: RefSeq, a predicted model, not a curated record